ACAACCUUGCCACUGCUGCAAGCACUGAGGACUGCCAUAAAGUGAAGAAAUUAGCUCAAUUUCUAUUUCUACAGACAAAGAAUUGCUGCUCUGAUCUGAACACUCCAAAUGCAGAAAUGAUUUGGCAACUAGCAUCUUAUUGGUCACCCCUGAUUUUUGGUCUGCUUCUGCAGCCACCAGUCACACAGCUUUCCAUCAUCACACGGCCAAACAUUGUUCUAUUGAUGGCUGAUGACCUCGGCAUAGGGGAUGUAGGUUGCUAUGGGAAUGAUACUAUCAGGACCCCGAACAUUGAUCGCCUGGCAACAGAAGGAGUGAAGCUUACUCAACACAUUGCUGCAGCUUCGCUUUGCACUCCGAGCAGAGCAGCUUUCCUCACUGGCAGAUACCCCAUUAGAUCAGGGAUGGCAUCCAGCAACAGGUACCGAGCGCUGCAGUGGAACGCUGGGUCAGGAGGGCUCCCUGCUAAUGAGACAACAUUUGCCAGGCUGCUGCAGCAACAAGGCUAUACCACUGGACUGAUAGGAAAGUGGCAUCAAGGUGUAAACUGUGAAUCCUUCAAUGAUCACUGUCACCAUCCUCUCAAUCAUGGGUUUGACUACUUUUAUGGAAUGCCUUUAACGCUUCGAAACAACUGUCAAAAAAAUAAACCUCCAGACCUGGAUGCAGCCCUGCAAGCUAAGCUUUGGCUUUACAGUCAGAUAAUUACCCUUGCUGUGCUCACUCUUACUGCUGGAAAACUGAUUGGUUUGAUUUCCAUCCGCUGGAAGACAAUUGCCUGUGUUACGUUGGUGGGCAGCCUUUUCUUCAUUUCUUGGUACUCCAGUUAUGGCUUUGUGCAGUAUUGGAACUGUAUCCUGAUGAGGAACCACGAUGUCACUGAGCAGCCAAUGAGGUUAGAGAGGACUGCUUUCCUCAUGCUGAAGGAGGCAAUAUCAUUUAUCAAAAGAAACAGGCAAGGACCAUUCCUACUCUUUGUUUCCUUUUUACAUGUUCACACCCCCCUCUUUACUACGGCAAAAUUUCUUGGGAAGAGCUGUCAUGGUUUAUAUGGAGACAAUGUAGAAGAAAUGGACUGGAUGGUGGGAAAAAUUCUGGAUUUGCUUGACGAAGAAGGUUUGAAAAAUCAUACAUUCACAUACUUUGCCUCUGAUCACGGAGGACACUUGGAGGCUCAGAAUGGGUCUGCCCAGCUAGGUGGCUGGAAUGGUAUUUAUAAAGGCGGAAAAGGCAUGGGAGGCUGGGAAGGAGGGAUCCGUGUGCCAGGAAUAUUUAGGUGGCCAGGAGUACUACCUGCAGGCACAGUUAUUGAUGAACCUACAAGUCUUAUGGAUAUUUAUCCCACAGUAGUUCAUCUGGCUGGAGGAAUAUUGCCGCACGACAGGGUGAUUGAUGGACAAAACUUGCUGCCUUUACUGCAAGGAAGAGCUCAAAAGUCAGAUCAUGAGUUUCUAUUUCACUAUUGUGGGUCCUACUUGCAUGCAGUGCGGUGGCACCAAAAGGACAGUGGAGCUAUCUGGAAGGCUCAUUUUGUGACUCCAGUCUUUCAUCCACCUGGAGCUGGAGCUUGUUAUGGAAAAAAAAAUUGCCCAUGUUUUGGGGAAGGUGUGACCCAUCACGACCCUCCAUUGCUGUUUGAUCUCUCACGAGACCCUUCUGAAGCCAAACCUCUCUCGGCUGACACUGAGCCCCUCUUUGACACUGUCAUAAGGAAGAUUGGAAGAGCCAUCGAAGAACAUCGCAGGACACUGACUCCAGUCCCAGAGCAGCUCUCUGUGUACAACGUGGUGUGGAAGCCGUGGCUGCAGCCGUGCUGUGGGACAUUCCCAUUCUGCUGGUGUGAUAAGGAAGGAGACAGCACACAAAUUUUGUGAGGUGUGUGUUCUAGCGACAUGUUCUGUGGUACUGAGUCCUCUGCUGACAAAGCUCUCAGAUAAUAAUUGUAUUAUUUCUUUCUCUGGGAAGCAAAGUGGAUGAAAAUAAAGAAAAUAAAAAGCAAUGUCAAUCAGAAGUUUUCCCUUUCAUUCUUUGCCACCGUGAAAGGUUUAAGGAAAUCCUGGUUUUGCAGUCUCACAUGUAAGAGAAAACUGUAGAGGUACAUGCCUAAUCUCUGACUACAGAUUAUGCCUGCUCAAGGAAGACAGUUGGAAAAUGCUGCAGAGACCCUAGUUUACAGUGCUGAGCAGGCAGCAGUAAGAAAUGCUAGGUUCACAUAAAACUCCAGAUGUUUGCAGUUGUGCCUCUGUAGUACACAAAUCAUGGCUGCACUCUAUCCAAACAUAGUAGUUUGAGUUGUUACUGCUUCCUGUACUGCUCUGUUGUCUCUGCAGAAAUAUUGUUGAGAUGCUGAACAACACUUGAGAUGGAGUGAAUCUGAUUUAGCAAGGGAGUGUCCUCAAGUUGUGAA
This is a messenger RNA of Lepidothrix coronata (blue-crowned manakin), 2407 nucleotides long. RefSeq names its product arylsulfatase D-like. The transcript is spliced from 12 exons. Gene Ontology annotation, molecular function: arylsulfatase activity. Bases 117 to 1874 code for a protein of 585 amino acids. NCBI's taxonomy places the organism in Eukaryota, Metazoa, Chordata, Aves, Passeriformes, Pipridae. The record is from RefSeq and is a predicted model, not a curated record.